Vigna angularis (adzuki bean) is the source of this 1989-nucleotide messenger RNA. RefSeq names its product phosphoacetylglucosamine mutase. Gene Ontology annotation, molecular function: phosphoacetylglucosamine mutase activity. Gene Ontology annotation, biological process: carbohydrate metabolic process; UDP-N-acetylglucosamine biosynthetic process. Lineage: Eukaryota; Viridiplantae; Streptophyta; Magnoliopsida; Fabales; Fabaceae. The record is from RefSeq and is a predicted model, not a curated record. The transcript is spliced from 10 exons. The coding region runs from base 60 to 1853 and encodes 597 amino acids.
UGAUGGCCUAUAGUGAAUAAGCGUAGGCAAAGUAAUACUGCCACGCAAUCCUUCUGGCGAUGAAGCAGCGGUGCUGUCAGCGCUGGUCAGCGGCGAAGGAGACGGUGGUUCACGACGGCGAAGAAGACAAAGUUGAAGAGGAGAACACGAGAGCAAUCUGUAACUCUUCCGCCAUGAACGACGAACAACAGUCUCUGCUUCUCAGCUCUUCUUCUCGCUUCUCGCCUCCUCAAGGAGUGAAGCUAUCGUACGGCACCGCCGGCUUCAGGGCCGAUGCAUCGCUUCUCCCAUCGGCGCUCUACAGAGUGGGAAUCCUCGCAGCCCUUAGAUCGCUCAAGACCGGUUCAAUCAUCGGUCUCAUGAUCACUGCCUCACACAACAAAGUUUCUGAUAAUGGAGUCAAAAUAGCUGACCCUAAUGGUGGCAUGCUCUCGCAGCAUUGGGAACCCUUCGCCGACGCCCUCGCCAAUGCUCUUUCUCCCAAACACUUCCUUCUGUUGAUCAAUGAAUUCGUGGCGAAAGAAGGGAUCUUGAUGGAUGGGGUCAGCCAGGCAGAAGUGCUUUUGGGGAGAGACACUAGGCCUAGUGGAGAUGCUUUGCUUGAAGCAGCUAGACAGGGGGUCACUUCGGUUGUGGGAGCUGUUGCGACGGACAUGGGGGUCUUGACAACUCCACAAUUGCACUGGAUGGUUCGGGCCCGAAAUAAGGGCAUGCAAGCUUCAGAGCAGGAUUACUUUGAACAGCUUUCAAGCUCAUUCAGGUGCUUGGAGGAUUUGAUCCCUGCUGAAAAACGUAAGUUUGAUGGACUGAACAAUAAAGUGAUUGUGGAUGGAUCCAAUGGAGUUGGUGGAGUGAAACUUAAAGUUUUAGGGAGUUUGUUGAGUGCUUUGGUUAUUGAGGUUCGGAACAGCAGUGAAGAUGGAGGUGUACUGAAUGAUGGAGUGGGUGCUGAUUAUGUGCAGAAAGAGAAGGUUGCUCCUCAUGGCUUUGGUUCUAAAGAUGUUGGGAUAAGGUGCGCUAGUUUGGAUGGAGACGCUGAUCGGCUUGUUUAUUUUAUUGUACCACCUGAAAGCAGUGGUAGGAUCGAUCUUGUUGAUGGGGACAAGAUAUUAUCCCUGUUUGCCGUAUUUAUUAGGGAGCAACUGAGCUUUCUUAAUGAGAAUGAAGGCGUAACAAAUUCCCACCAGGCCCGUCUUGGUGUUGUACAGACUGCCUAUGCAAAUGGGGCAUCUACUAAUUAUCUUAAGCAGUUAGGACUAGAAGUUAAUUUUACUCCAACUGGCGUUAAAUACCUACAUGAAAAAGCUGCUGAAUUUGAUAUUGGUAUCUACUUUGAGGCAAAUGGCCAUGGAACUGUCUUAUUUUCAGAAUCUUUCGUGGGGUGGUUGGAGGCCAAAACCAAGGAGAUUUCUUCAGGAUCCAAUGGUUCAGAAGGGAAAAAGGCUGCUUUGAGGUUAUUGGCAGUCAGUAAGUUGAUCAACCAAGCUGUUGGAGAUGCUUUGAGUGGAUUGCUCUUGGUCGAAGUCAUAUUACAGUACAUGGGAUGGUCAGUGCAUAGAUGGAAUGAACUUUAUCACGAUUUACCAAGCAGGCAGCUCAAGGUUAAAGUUGCCGACAGAAAUGCUGUGAUUACAGCAAAUGCAGAAACUGUGGUUGUUAGCCCCCCUGGUUUACAAGAAGCCAUCAACGCGGAAACUGGGAAGUACCACAAAGGUCGAUGCUUUGUGCGACCAUCUGGUACUGAGGAUGUUGUUCGUGUAUAUGCUGAGGCAUCCACGCAGGAAGCAGCUGAUACACUAGCCAACUCUGUGGCUAAGCUUGUGGACCAAUUCUUGGGGCUCGGUAGCUCCUAACACCGUAGCAACUCCUUUUCCUUCCAUGUCUUCCUUUUAUUUUUCAUUUCAUAUUACAACAUAAUCUACUCUUAGUUUUUAAGGUUAUCUAACCAUGGAUUUUUCUAAUAAAAUUUCUCUUGCAUUUUACUUUUAA